UUUAUCUGUCUUUCUCUUUUUCUCUUUCUGUUUCUCUUCUUCCUUUUCCCCCACUAUAAUGAUCAAGAAUCCAAAAGAGUAAAAUCUCAAUAAAGCAAAAUUUAGAACUUCGAACAUAUUGUGUAUGUAUUUUUGUGAUGUUUUGUGUUUUGUAUAACUGUUCAAUUAAUCGAAUCAACGCUAAAAAACAAAAUUAAGUUGUGCGCAAUUGAUCGAUUAAAGAUCGAAGAACAAACGGAAUAUCGAACAAUCAAUUACAAAAUAUCGACCAGUCGAAACGAUUAAAACAGUAAAGGAGAGUGGAAUAUUUUGCCAGUAUUAUGCCAGAAAAAGACAAUUUACAGAAACAUGAUACCACAGAAAUCGGCGUUGAAGAAUUUAAUCAACUGCGAAGCAAAUAUGAAGGAAAAUUGACAGCUUCCCUCUAUACCGGUAUCCUGUUUGUCACUGUCAUUGCAUUGAUUUUUGUUCUAGGAAUUCUUUACAUUAACAAUUAUCAGGAUUUAUCUCAAAUUAUUGUUCCUGUGACGACUUUAAUGAUAUUAUUACUCAUAUCGUUGAGUUUACUAUUAGUAACGCAACUACCAUCGAUUUUAACAUCCGCUAAAGCUAGACUUCUUAUAGGUUUUGUUGCAUCAGGUAUUUUAGGUAUUGGAAUUUUAAUCAUUCGUGCUUCAGUACCUUUGUUUAUCACAAUUCACGCGAUGAUCGCUGUAUUACCAAGAGAUACACGACAGACACCAACAAUUCUUGCAAUUAUAUUAAUUAUCAUUCAUUUAAGUGUGCGAUUCAUUUUUCUCGAUCAUUCAAACUACUAUCAAAUAGUUCAGACAUGCAGUGAGAUUAUCUUUCUAUUCACUGCAAUUUUAUCCGGUUCGUAUUAUAGUAUAUUAACUGCAAAAGCACAUAAUAGAACCUUUUCUAGAACAAAAACGGUCAUUGAAUCCAGAAUAAAAUUAGAAUGUGAAAGAGAACAACAAGAACAAUUAUUAUUAAGUGUUAUUCCGGCUUAUAUCGCAGCUGAGGUGAAAAGAGGUAUUAUGUUGAAAAUGGCGAAUGCAUGUCAAGAAGCUAGUAAUCAUAAGCAAACUAGAUUCUAUGAAAUGUAUGUGCAACGGCAUAAUAAUGUUAGUAUUCUUUAUGCAGAUAUUGUGAAUUUUACACCGCUUUCAGAACAAUUAUCAGCCUCAAGUCUAGUAAAAAUAUUGAAUGAAUUAUUCGGAAGAUUCGAUCAAAUUGCUCAAGACAACCAAUGUAUGAGAAUUAAAAUUCUGGGUGAUUGUUACUAUUGUGUUUCGGGAUUGCCCAUCUCUCGGCCAAAUCAUGCAUACAAUUGUGUGACUAUGGGAUUACAAAUGAUAGACGCUAUUAAAUUUGUUCGCGAAGCAACAGGAUUUAAUGUGGACAUGCGAAUAGGAAUACACACUGGAAACGUACUAUGUGGUGUACUUGGUUUACGAAAAUGGCAAUUCGAUGUUUGGAGUGAUGAUGUUACAUUGGCAAAUCAUAUGGAAAGCGGUGGUUUACCAGGGAGAGUGCAUAUAACUAAAGCUACUUUACUUCAACUUGGAAAUCGUUUCGAAGUCGAACCUGGUAAUGGAGGAUCCCGAGAAGUCUAUCUUGCCCAACAUAAUAUUGAAACUUUUCUGAUAAUACCACCAGAGAAAACCAGUCAAGAAAAUCGCAUGAAUGAUAAUGGUGAACAUAUCCGCAGUACUGUCUCCAUACCGUCAAGAUCAAGACCAAGUAGUAAAAUGACGAAAUAUUUUGAGAGUUGGGGUGCAGAUAAACCUUUCGCUAACAUUGCAGAGGCCACACUUGCUAAAAAUAUUGGAUUAACAAGUAUUGCCAUGAUUGAAUCAAAUCUUUUAAUAAACAGUAAUUCUAAUUGUUUCAUCAAUAUGAAACAACGAUAUCAAGGCAAUGAAGGAAUGUCAUCCAUUACUUAUCGAUUUAAUGAUCAAGAUCAAGAAUUUCAAUAUCGUCAACAGAUUGAUGAACAAUAUCCAUGGUAUCUUCUCGCUUCAACUACUAUAUAUAUUAUGAUUUUUGGCAUUCAAAUUAUAUAUUUACCAAGGAGUGUCAUAGUUUACAGUUGCUUUUUUCCUGUUUUAUCAUUUUUGUUUAUUUUUUCCGUAUUAUCUUGGUUUAACAUUAAGACUAAAGGUAACAGUAUCUGGAAUUGGUUAUCUUUGAAUAGAGAAGUCAGGAUAAUAGUAUAUUUAAUAACAGUGUUUUUAACGAUUACAUCAUCUAUUCUUAGUCUAUUAUUGAAUGAUAUUGUACAAAUAAAUAAAUAUGAUAUCGUCGUACCAUUAUACGUAUAUACUGCGGUAAUGUCUCUGGUUGUUGGUUGGACGCAUUUACGCGUUGAUUUUCUAAUAAAAUUCUGUACAAUGUUUAUCUCGAUAGCAAUAAUCGUUGUUGCAUUUUCACAAGCACCGAUCGUUCAAUUAUAUCAUAUGAUUGAUGUUAUCGAAUAUUAUCGCAUUCAUUAUUUAUUUCAAAUUGGUUGUUUGCUCUUACUUGUUUGUCUUGUACUUCAUGUUUUGGAUAGGCAAAUUGAAUAUACUUCAAGAACAGAUUUUUUAUGGGAAAAAUUAAAAAUAGAACAGGAUGAAGUUGAAACUAUGAGAGGUAUUAAUAAAAUUCUUCUCGAAAAUAUACUACCUGCUCAUGUAGCAGAGCACUUUUUAACAAACGUUCGAGCAAUUCAGGAUCUUUAUCAUGAAAGAUACAGUAGUAUUGCCGUUAUGUUUGCAUCCAUUCCGAAUUACAAGGAAUUUUAUGAUGAAACGGAUAUAAAUAAACAGGGAUUGGAAUGUUUAAGACUUCUAAAUGAAAUUAUAUGUGAUUUUGAUAAAUUAUUACUUAAACCAAAAUUUUCUGGAAUUGAAAAGAUUAAAACUAUUGGAAGUACUUAUAUGUUAGCUUCUGGUCUUAGUCCAGGGAAAGGUACUGACGAAAAGGAACUUUUAAAACAAGAAAAUCAUAAUAUAAUUAUUCUUGUUGAAUUUGCUCUUGCUUUGAUGACAAUUUUAGAUCAAAUUAACAAGGAAUCUUUUCAAAAAUUUAAGUUAAGAAUAGGUUUAAAUCACGGACCUGUAAUAGCGGGUGUGGUUGGAGCACAGAAACCUCAAUAUGACAUUUGGGGUAAUACCGUAAACGUAGCAUCAAGAAUGGAUAGUUGUGGAGAAAUGGGUAAAGUUCAAGUUACCGAAGACACAGCCAAAAUUUUAAUCGCGGCUGGUUAUGAAUUAAUAUGCCGAGGCCCUACAUAUGUUAAAGGAAAAGGAACUUUGAUAACUUAUUUUGUAAAAACACCGUUUGAUGAUAAAGAAGAAAAUUUUUAGAAAUAAAAAAAUAUAAAAGAAAAAUAGUUAAUUUACAACAAAGAUUUAUCUAUAAAAUCAUAAUGUUUAAAUUGAAUGUUUAACUUAUAAAAGUAGAUAGAAAGAAAAAAAAAGAGAAGAAAGAAAGAAAAAAAGAAAUAAUCAUUGUUAUUUAUUCAUUGCUUUUCUAAAGAUAAAUUAUGCAUAACAAUGGCCUUGAUUCUGUAAACACCAUUCAGGUUGUAAACUUUCUGCACUGAUUCCCCUUUUUACAAAUCGUUCUCUAUGCCUAAGC
This is a messenger RNA of Apis florea (little honeybee), 3627 nucleotides long. It is a transcript of the gene Adcy2, whose product is annotated as adenylate cyclase type 2 Ac76E. Gene Ontology annotation, biological process: cAMP biosynthetic process; adenylate cyclase-inhibiting G protein-coupled receptor signaling pathway; intracellular signal transduction. Gene Ontology annotation, molecular function: adenylate cyclase activity. Lineage: Eukaryota; Metazoa; Arthropoda; Insecta; Hymenoptera; Apidae. The record is from RefSeq and is a predicted model, not a curated record. Gene Ontology annotation, cellular component: plasma membrane.